AUCUAUGGAUUCCAUCUUUUUUUCUAAAUGUCACACAGUAGUUCCCCCUCUGAUGAUAUUCGGUGAAAUAUGUGAGUUUGAUGUGAAUGAAGUAUUUUCUCUGGUUUUUUCAGAUCAAGUACCUAACUGCGUAGACGUUUAAUUGUCUUCUAAAUAAAUUAUUUUCGACAUUCACAAAUAUUAUCAUUAAAAAACCUUCUGGAUAUAGUUGGCUUCAGGUUAUUAUGUUACUCAACAAAACCAGGUUGGUGGGUUUAUCGAAUAGAUCUCAAAAUUGCAAUAUGGACGGGAACUCCACGUCGGACAUUGUUAUUUUGAGUGGAAACUCACAUCCUGAAUUAGCUGAUUUGAUUGCCAACCGCCUAGGUGUGCGUAAAGGAGGUUGUUCAGUAUACCACAAGACUAACAGAGAGACCAUUGUGGAAAUUGCUGAUUCAAUUCGUGGCAAGAAUAUUUAUAUCAUACAGACUGGAACUAAAGAUGUGAACAACAACAUAAUGGAAUUGCUUAUAAUGGCCUACGCUUGUAAGACUUCCUCUGCCAGUUCAAUUGUUGGUGUAAUUCCAUACUUACCAUACAGUAAACAAUGCAAAAUGCGGAAACGAGGAUGUAUAGUUUCUAAACUUUUAGCCCAAAUGAUGUGUAAAUCAGGUCUUUCACACAUUAUCACUAUGGAUUUACACCAAAAGGAAAUACAAGGAUUUUUUGACUGCCCUGUUGAUAAUUUAAGAGCAUCACCAUUCUUACUUCAGUAUAUACAAGAAAGUAUUCCAGAUUACCGUAAUUCGGUUAUAGUGGCCCGGAAUCCUGGCUCUGCAAAGAAAGCUACUUCAUAUGCCGAGCGAUUGAGACUAGCUAUAGCUGUCAUACAUGGAGAACAGAAGGAAGCCGAAAGUGAUGAGGUUGAUGGACGGUAUUCACCUCCAUGUAUACCCAGGUCGCGUACUAUGGAUGUAUCUGUGGGAGUGCCGGCACAUCCAGCUAAAGAAAAGCCACCGAUAAAUGUAGUAGGAGAUGUAGGAGGACGAAUUGCUAUAAUGGUGGACGACAUGAUCGACGACGUUCAAUCGUUCGUGGCGGCUGCUGAAGUAUUAAAAGAGUGCGGAGCCUACAAAAUAUAUGUACUGGCCACCCACGGCCUGCUCUCGUCCGACGCUCCACGAUUAAUUGAGGAUUCGCCCAUAGACGAGGUUGUCGUCACCAACACGGUGCCUCAUGAACUACAAAAGAUGCAGUGCAAUAAGAUCAAAACUAUCGAUAUAUCGAUACUGAUCAGCGAAGCGAUCCGGCGCAUUCAUAACAAAGAAUCUAUGUCUUAUCUCUUCAAAAACGUUACUCUUGAAGAUUAACUUUGAAAUCUUCUCUUGUAAUACAAGUAUUAUGCUGUUUUUUGUUAGAGUUUUUGUAUUCAUUAUUGUAAUUAAGCUGUGUAAGGAAUAGUGACAGAGGAAAUAAAAAAGCAGUGUUAUAAUAUUAUUACAUAUUAUAUUUUUACUACGAUUGUACAUAAUAUGAACUGCUAGAAUGAUAAUGCUAAAUGAUAGAAAAUGUUUGGAUAAUGUAAAUUCCUUAUUGUGUAUUAUUCAUUUACAAAGUGAAUUUAGUUGAUAAAAAUGUAGAAUGUGCGUAAUUAAAGAAAUAAAUCACCAUUUUCAUGUUAUGUAACAAA
Messenger RNA from Bombyx mori (domestic silkworm), 1669 nucleotides. RefSeq names its product phosphoribosyl pyrophosphate synthase-associated protein 2. NCBI's taxonomy places the organism in Eukaryota, Metazoa, Arthropoda, Insecta, Lepidoptera, Bombycidae. Bases 225 to 1349 code for a protein of 374 amino acids. The transcript is spliced from 7 exons. The record is from RefSeq and is a predicted model, not a curated record. Gene Ontology annotation, biological process: 5-phosphoribose 1-diphosphate biosynthetic process; purine nucleotide biosynthetic process. Gene Ontology annotation, molecular function: ribose phosphate diphosphokinase activity; magnesium ion binding; ATP binding. Gene Ontology annotation, cellular component: ribose phosphate diphosphokinase complex; cytoplasm.